AUGAUGGCACUCCGCGUGAUCAUUGUAGCGGUGCUGUCAGCCAUGUACCCGGUCUCACCUCCAAAGUUUUCCGCCCCAUGCUUUGACACUUCAGGUGCCCAGUGCCCUGGGCACUGUUCUUGCACGGCUCCCGCCUCGAUACUUCGCCUAGAAAUUACACCAAGAAAAGCCCCGCACUUUCUCAAGAACUCCGAGGGCCAAGCUGCGGCAAGGAUCCAAGUCUUGGCAGGACUGCGUCGAUGCGUCGAUUGGAUUUCUCUCCCUGCAGCUGUUCAGAAUGCCUUGGAGAACACAAAAAUGAAGGUGGAGAUGGCAGCGUUGGCUUCCAGUGCUUCCCGAAAACUUCUGGCGGGAGUCCAAGGGUCCUUCUCGCCGAUGGUCGCCGCAGAGUCGCGCCACGAGUGUCGCAAGUCGCGAGGCUUGGCAGACUGCCGCCAGACGGAGCCGGUUGCCACUCGUGUGGCGCUGCGCUCGGCAUCUGGCAUCGCCGUGCAAAGUGCCGAUGUCGUCAGCUACGACCGCUUCUGCUUGUACACCUGCAAGCCUCUCCUGACAGAUGAGAUCAAGCCAGUCGUAGACUGCGCGCAUCUCAACGACAAAGAAAUUACGGAUCUGGCCCAGAGCCCUUCUUCCAACGGAAGGGAAAUUGUGUACGAGGCGCAUCCCCUUGCGCGAGUGGGGCCUAUCUCCCGGGUUCUCGCACAGCCCGAGGCAUCCAUGUUGGACACAUCGGUGGUUGACAGGUCCAGCGAUCCGGUGAGUGCAAUCCGAGCAACCUUUGCAUCCUUGAGGAAAGAAGAGACUGCAGCGCCAGGUGUCAGUCCCUACACUCUUCCUGAUGCUGCGAAGGCCCCUCCGCUUUGUGUCUGCCACUGUGGCAACAAGGUGAAUCGCAUGCGCCAGACGGAAAGUGAUGGCAUCCUCUACCCGAAGCCCAAGCAGGUCCGAUUGCCUCUCGCCGUCACUUCUGCCGGCAACCCUGCUGCGCAGCCAGAACCUCCACAGCCUCCCAUGCCACCGUCCGUGCCUGAUCUUGAGUGUCAGCACGGCAAGUGUCCUUUUCUGCUGGCCGUUUUCUCUUCUGUCGGUGAAACGUUGUGCAUCACGGCAUCCUCUCCGUGCCAGCCGACAGACCAGCAAUCGUGA
This is a messenger RNA of Symbiodinium sp. CCMP2592, 1146 nucleotides long. NCBI's taxonomy places the organism in Eukaryota, Dinophyceae, Suessiales, Symbiodiniaceae. The record is from the annotation of a GenBank genome assembly.